Nannospalax galili (Upper Galilee mountains blind mole rat) is the source of this 1843-nucleotide messenger RNA. It is a transcript of the gene Ccm2, whose product is annotated as CCM2 scaffold protein. The transcript has 10 exons. Gene Ontology annotation, biological process: vasculogenesis; heart development. The coding region runs from base 117 to 1478 and encodes 453 amino acids. The record is from RefSeq and is a predicted model, not a curated record. NCBI's taxonomy places the organism in Eukaryota, Metazoa, Chordata, Mammalia, Rodentia, Spalacidae.
GAGACUGCGGGAGGGCAGGCGGUGCCGAGCGCGGGGGUGGCGGGCCCAGGGCGAGCAUGUAGCGGCCGCUGGCGGCGGGGCUCCCGGGGCGGGCCGCGGGGGCCGCAUGCGGCGACAUGGAGGAGGAGGGCAAGAAGGGCAAGAAGCCUGGAAUUGUAUCGCCAUUUAAACGAGUAUUCCUAAAAGGUGAAAAGAGUAGAGAUAAGAAAGCCCAUGAGAAGGUGACAGAGAGGCGCCCUCUGCAUACUGUGGUGUUGUCAUUACCCGAGCGCGUCGAGCCAGACAGACUGCUGAGCGACUAUAUUGAGAAGGAGGUGAAGUAUUUAGGUCAGUUAACAUCCAUACCCGGAUACCUGAAUCCCUCCAGUAGGACUGAAAUCCUGCAUUUCAUAGACAAGGCAAAGCGAUCCCACCAACUUCCUGGACAUUUGACUCAGGAGCAUGAUGCUGUGCUUAGCCUGUCUGCCUACAAUGUUAAGUUGGCUUGGAGAGAUGGGGAGGACAUUAUCCUCAGGGUGCCCAUCCAUGACAUCGCUGCUGUCUCCUAUGUCCGAGAUGAUGCUGCACACCUGGUGGUCCUGAAGACAGCCCAGGACCCAGGCAUCUCUCCCAGCCAGAGUCUGUGUGCGGAAAGUUCCAGAGGCCUCAGCGCAGGUUCCUUGUCAGAGAGUGCAAUGGGGCCAGUAGAGGCAUGCUGCCUGGUCAUCAUGGCCACAGAGAGCAAGGUCGCUGCGGAAGAGCUGUGCUCCCUGCUCAGCCAGGUUUUCCAGAUUGUUUACACGGAGUCCACCAUCGACUUUCUGGACCGAGCAAUAUUUGAUGGGGCCUCCACACCCACCCACCACCUGUCUCUGCACAGCGAUGACUCUUCCACAAAAGUGGACAUGAAGGAUACCUACGACCCUGAAGCCAGCACCUUCUGCUUCCCUGACUCUGGGGAUAUGGGAGGCCUGCCACCCUUACCCUUCAGCAUGCAGGCAUCACCCCACAGCAAGACAGUCAGCGAGAGCGAGCUGAGCACCAGUGCCACAGAACUGCUACAGGAUUACAUGCUCACGUUACGCACCAAGCUGUCAUCACAGGAGAUCCAGCAGUUUGCAGCACUGCUGCAUGAGUACCGAAAUGGGGCCUCCAUCCAUGAGUUCUGUAUCAGUCUGCGGCAGCUCUAUGGAGACAGCCGCAAGUUUCUGCUGCUUGGUCUGAGGCCCUUCAUCCCUGAGAAAGACAGUCAGCACUUUGAGAACUUCUUGGAAACCAUUGGCGUGAAAGACGGCCGUGGCAUCAUCACUGACAGCUUUGGCAGACACCGUCGGGCCCUGAGCACCACCUCCACCUCCACCACCAAUGGGAACAGGACCACAGGCAGCCCUGAUGACCGGUCGGCUCCCUCAGAGGGGGAUGAGUGGGACCGCAUGAUCUCAGACAUCAGUAGUGAUAUUGAGGCACUGGGCUGCAGCAUGGACCAGGACUCAGCAUGAUGGAUCAUGACAGUGUACAUGUCUCACAGAACCAUCCCAGGCCUUCCUGGGAGGAUAUACCCAGACCUGUGUGUCAGCCCUUCCUGCUGGCUUAAGGGCGAAGAAGGGGCUGUAGGCACAGGUGGCCCUGGUGGCCAGGUCCUCUACUGUGAAGGAGUGGGGAGCUGCCAUAGGACAUGUGCUCUGACACAGGGGCUCAGCCAUGCCCUGUAGCACAUCCUCACUCUGGGAGGGCUAGGCCUAGCUGGCAGGAAAUGCUGGUCCUGUCGGCCUGGCCCUGGACAGCUGAUAAUUUUGCACAUGAUUUUCUUCUUCUAUCUCUCAGAGACCUUAAAAAGGAGUUUACUACAAUGUGAAUAAUUUAA